Messenger RNA from Eurytemora carolleeae, 1187 nucleotides. Its product is annotated as trypsin alpha-4. Lineage: Eukaryota; Metazoa; Arthropoda; Copepoda; Calanoida; Temoridae. Gene Ontology annotation, biological process: proteolysis. The coding region runs from base 87 to 1142 and encodes 351 amino acids. Gene Ontology annotation, molecular function: serine-type endopeptidase activity. The transcript has a single exon. The record is from RefSeq and is a predicted model, not a curated record.
UACCCCUUGCACAAACUCUACUGCAGUUUACAUUUUGGUAAGUUUGACCCCAAUCUUCAGAGCAGUUUUGACCAGCGUGCUGUAACAUGUUCCUGGAUAUCCUUCUUCUAGUUCUACUCGUCCAACCUUCUAUCCAGGAUAUAUCUCACUGUGAGGAAGCAUCUGAGAACCUUGAAGAGCUGGAGAAUAUUAUCUCCGAACUUAACCUUGACUCUCAGCAAGUGGUUCAGGAAAUUCUUAUCGAGGAAGAGACAGUUCCCAGGGACUUUUUUCCCUUUUUUGCUCCGGGUAUAAGUAAAGGUCUUGCUCCGGAUACCAGUAAAGGCAGUGGAAGAAUUGUAGGAGGGAUCCCAGCUGCGAAGGAUGAUCAUCCCUGGGCUGUAAGCUUACGCCAGACCAAAUCUUGUUUACAUUUCUGCGGCGGGUCGUUGAUAUCUCCCCGCUGGGUUGUGACGGUGGCUCACUGCAUCUGGAAAUCAUUACCUUGGAACACUUUUGUUGUAGCGGGAGGUAGAAGCAGUAACUCUAGAGAUAUGGGAGAUCAGGCAGUUAUAGCAGAAGACAUCUACACUCACCCGGACUACAACUGGUGCAAUAAGAACUACUGGAAUGAUAUUGGGUUGAUCAAACUCAGCACGGAUAUCAAGGUUGUCAAUGUGUUCAUAUCCUUACCUGGACCUACAGCACUGCUCCAGCCCCUGUCUGGAACUGUGGAAGUGGUUGGGUUUGGUCGGGUGGAAUUCAAGGGACCCGGAGCUCUUAGACUUAACAAAGUCUUUCUCCCUGUCCUUUCCAGCUUUCUAUGCACUAAGUUAAUGCAGAAGAGUAAACCUUUGAUGUUCUGUGCAGGAGAGGAGGGACGUGACUCAUGUCAGGGGGAUUCAGGAUCCGGAGCAGUACAGGGGGGAACCCUGGUAGGUUUAGUUUCACAUGGAGCAGGGUGUGGAACCCAACCUGGGGUAUACACUGAUGUGAGACACUACGCGUCCUGGAUCCAGCUCCUGGUGGAGGAGAAGAAGGAGGAGGAGGAGAAGGAGAGGGAGGAGAAGAACAAAGAUCCAAAAAGAAAAAGACAAAAUGACAUAAAGAAGUUGAUUUUCAGACUUCUCCAGUGUCAUGGUCUAAGUACUAAAUUUACAUAAUUUGAACUAACUAUUGUAAACAAAGUAAUAAAAGUGUAAAAAUUA